UACCAUGACGACGUCGUAUUUGUUUUGUGUGGGUAUAAUUCUGAUAACUGCUUGUUUAAAUGCAAAAGGCGGAAACAUGUUGCUAAAAUUUCAAGUAAUUGUUGAGAUGGUGCUGACUUGUCCCAAUAAUGCUCGAUUGGAAUCGCCCAUUACGAAUUUAAAGUCCAUUCGAUAUAACAGAACGUACGGCACAUGGGACUUGGAUUACAUCUUAAAGGAACCCAUAGAUGGUAAUUAUGAGUUGGUUGCAAAAUCUCAAGUGUAUAUUAAUGGAGCAUUCAAAGAUGUGCCACUGAUCACGCUCACAAUCAACUGCAACAACUUAAAAGAAUUUUUCUGGCACGAAAUAAUAGAUGAUUUUUUUUCGAACGGUACCAGAAGAGAGAAAACUUGCCCCAUACCAGCGGGUAAUUUUUAUAUAAGAAAUUGGACACCGAAAUUGGCUCGCACUCCGAGGGCCAUGCUAGGAGGUAAAUUCAAGACUAUCGCGCAAUGGAGGAAAACACGCUCCAAGAAGGUGGUGUUUUGUAUAGCUUUCGUAACCAGCGUCGUCGAGAAUCUGCAAAAUUACAGCAAAAAUUACGUCGAUUAUUACUGAUCUAUACUUCGAACUACAUGGAUUUUUCAACGGCCAGAUUAAGCUUCGUUCUUUGUGUGAUUUCAGGAGCGGCAGUAUGAAAUAAUUAAUAUAUUAGAAGUUACA
This is a messenger RNA of Cylas formicarius (sweet potato weevil), 703 nucleotides long. RefSeq lists its product as uncharacterized. The record is from RefSeq and is a predicted model, not a curated record. Lineage: Eukaryota; Metazoa; Arthropoda; Insecta; Coleoptera; Brentidae. Bases 5 to 598 code for a protein of 197 amino acids. The transcript has 3 exons.